Molecule: messenger RNA, 3235 nt
Organism: Vespula pensylvanica (western yellowjacket)
Lineage: Eukaryota; Metazoa; Arthropoda; Insecta; Hymenoptera; Vespidae
Gene: smid
Product: nuclear valosin-containing protein-like
Exons: 11
Coding region: 152-2911 (919 amino acids)
Biological process (GO): ribosome biogenesis
Cellular component (GO): nucleus
Molecular function (GO): preribosome binding; RNA binding; ATP binding
Source: RefSeq, a predicted model, not a curated record
GUGAUUAUCAGUUUGGUGGUAUAGUCAGUAACGUAUCUAUGCGUCUCCAUGAAGCGUGUAAAAUAACAGGGAAUAUAAAAGAGAACUUAUGUCUAAGGCAAAUUCAUCGAAAUAGUUGUGCCUGCUAGUUCUACGGGAAGCUUCAACAAAAAUGCAAAAAGUUGGAAAAUUAAAUUCAUCGAUUGAUAUUAUUCCUUUGCAAGGAUCUAGUGGUGAUUAUAAAUCAAAAAGCAUGGACAAUAAACACAAAAUUGAAAAUUCUCAUCGUUUUUUCAAAGAUCAAUUAUUAAUAUCUCGUGUUCAAACGUAUAUGCAUGAAAAUGAAAACAGAGUAUAUAUCGAUGUAAAUGAAAUGGCCGAUACUCUUCAAAGAAAAUAUCGUGAUUAUCGUGGAAAAAAACGUAGCGCAUUUAGAGCACUUGUACGUAAAGCAUACGACGAACUAACAGAGAUGUUCGCCAAAAAAUCUUCUCGUGAUUGGUAUGCUUACGAGGAUGACGAUGAUGACGAUGAAGUUGACGUUGAGUCAGAUCCACAACCUGCAAUAUUAGGAGAUGUAUUAUUAAAAAUGUUCAAGAAAUCAAAGGGCAAGCAGAAUGGAAAUUCCAGUGACAAAGAGCUUAUAGAUAUUAGCAGUGACGACGAUGUUGAGAAAUGUGAUCCAAAGUCCGACGCAAAGGCGGAAGAUACAGUCACAAAUAAAAACUUACAAGAAAAUACAAAUUCCGUACCAGCUGUACAAAAAUCUAAUGAUUCUAAGGAGGAUAGACAAUCGGCCCAAACGUCAAAGAAUGAGGUUUCUAUUCCUAAAACACAAACAGAAAUAACGACUAGAAAAAGACAAAGAGAGAAAGAAAAUGAUAGCGGACAAUUACCAUUAACGAAGAGGGUAAAGACGAUACCAAUUACCGAACCGAAAGUAACAUUUGCAGAUGUCGGUGGAAACGAUAAGGUUUUGAAAACAGUAUGCAAAUUAUUGGCACAUAUAAAACAUCCAGAGAUAUUUAAACAACUUGGCAUAUCUCCGCUAAGAGGAUUUUUACUUCAUGGUCCACCUGGUUGCGGAAAGACUUUGUUGGCUCAUGCUAUCGCUGGAGAAUUAGCAGUGCCUCUAUUGAAAGUAGCAGCACCCGAACUGGUGGCUGGAGUAUCGGGCGAAAGUGAAGCGCGUAUUAGAGAAUUAUUUGAUCAAGGAAUUGCUAUCGCACCAUGUGUACUUUUCUUGGAUGAAAUCGACGCUGUUGCGCCGCACAGAGCAACGGCUCAAAGAGAAAUGGAACGAAGAAUCGUAGCACAGUUGUUAUCAUGUUUAGAUGAACUAAGCGCAAGAGAUAAUGGAGACAGAGUCUUAGUUAUAGGAGCGACAAAUCGGCCAGAUUCGUUAGAUCCUGCCUUAAGAAGAGCAGGACGUUUCGAUCGCGAAGUUUGUCUUGGUAUACCAGACAAAGAUGCGAGAGCAAAGAUAUUGGCAGUACACACAGAAAAAGUAGCACUAGCUCCUAACAUUAGUCUAUCGACAAUAGCUUCGCUUACGCCUGGCUUUGUGGGAGCAGAUCUUGUUGCUUUAAUCAGAGAAGCUGCCUUGGCUGCGGUAGAUAGAAUCUUCGAAGACUUGAAUGAAACGGUACCAGCGAUUAGUAUUUCUAAAUCUCCAGAAAUAAGUGAAAUCGAUCCUCAAACUGACAAAGAAGUUCCAGCAUUUGAAAAUUCUGGAAAUAUAGUCGAUGAUGUUACGACUGCUGAACCUCCGACGAGUAUCGAAGAUACCGUAUCCUCUAUGAGCAAGACACAAUCAGAAAACUCGAAUGUAGGAUUAGAAAUGGAUGUAACGCAAGAACCGUCAAAGUCUCCAGAGCUAUCGAGUUUACUUACUUGGUUACGGAACGAGCCUCCUCUUUCGAAGGAAAAAUUAGGAACUCUUUGCAUCGAAGAUAGCGAUUUUGAAGUGGCACUCCGAGUAGUUCAACCUUCUGCAAAGAGAGAAGGAUUUGUUACAGUACCUGAUGUCACGUGGGAUGAUGUCGGUUCAUUACAAGAUAUCAGACAAGAAUUACAAAUGGCUAUACUCGCUCCCGUACGACACGCCGAACAAUUCGCGGCAUUGGGUUUGAGCGCUGCUACGGGUGUAUUAUUAUGUGGUCCUCCGGGUUGUGGUAAAACGUUAUUGGCCAAGGCUAUUGCAAACGAAGCUGGUAUUAAUUUCAUUUCUGUAAAGGGACCUGAACUUCUCAAUAUGUAUGUUGGCGAAAGCGAGAAAGCCGUACGUCAGUGUUUUAUGAGAGCAAGAAAUUCUGCCCCGUGUGUUAUAUUUUUCGACGAAUUAGAUGCAUUGUGUCCUAAGAGAACGGAAGGCGAUAACUCAGCCACGUCGCGAGUUGUAAAUCAGAUGCUUACAGAAAUGGAUGGAGUUGAAAGUAGACAAGGAGUAUUCUUAAUGGCUGCUAGUAAUCGUCCAGAUAUUAUCGAUCCUGCCGUAUUAAGACCUGGAAGAUUGGAUAAAAUUUUAUACGUAGGAUUACCAACUGCUGCGGAUCGCGUUGACAUUUUAAGAGCACUGACGAAGAACGGUACAAAACCAAAAUUAGCCGCAGAUAUAAAUUUGGGAGAAGUAGGAUAUAACGAAAAAUGCGAUGGUUUCACUGGUGCCGAUUUGGCUUCUUUGAUCAGAGAAGCAGGAAUAGAAGCGUUGAAAGAAUUAAUGACACAGUAUCACGGACAACCAGAGAUCUGUAUGCGACAUAUCGCUAAUGCGUUCGAUAAAGUUCGACCAUCGGUUCAUGAAAAAGAGAUCAAACACUAUGAAAAAUUAAGAAAGCUAUAUUCAGUUAGAAAAGAUUCUGAAGUCACGCCUAUGGAUACACCGUUAGAAACGCCAAUAGUGGAUGUAAUUAUGGAACCAAUGGAAACAUGAGGCGAACUAAUUAAGAAUCUUUUAAUAUGGCACUUCUCUUCCAUUAUUGAAGUUUUAUCAGAAUUUCUAAGAACAUUAGAAAUAACAAAUAAUUGUGUAAGAUAAUAUUUUUACGUUAUAGGAAUUAUAUAUGUUAGGAUUUUUAAGUUUCGAUGUUUACAAAUUAUAUAUCCUUUUUUUAUUCCGAUGUUAAUAUUAAAUGAUAAAGACGUUUAAGACAUAAGAUAGAAUAUAACGAUAAUGUUCGGAUAUCUAUCUCGGAGAACAUUAUCUGUAUCACCGUUUUUGUAAACAUAAAUAAAUUUUAUGUUAUCUAUAAACAAA